Messenger RNA from Magallana angulata, 1281 nucleotides. RefSeq lists its product as uncharacterized. The record is from RefSeq and is a predicted model, not a curated record. NCBI's taxonomy places the organism in Eukaryota, Metazoa, Mollusca, Bivalvia, Ostreida, Ostreidae. The transcript is spliced from 7 exons. The coding region runs from base 110 to 826 and encodes 238 amino acids.
AGAUAGUAAAUCAUUGAAUCGAUUGAUUAAGAUGAAUAGACUUGUUAAAUAACAAGAGUUUACUACCCCACAACGGAACGCGACCCCAGGCAAUCUGGGAGAGGAUUCCAUGGAUCUUAAGAGAUUUUUCCUUGUGUCUUUUCACUUGCUUGUUGGAGUAACCAUAGUUGUUUUAAUUGAUCCUUGCGAUGACAGUUUUCUGUCGAGUUACGGAAGAGGAUCCCUUUCGUCGGAAUAUAUCCAUACUACAGCUGCCACUUGUGACAUGUUCUGGCCAAAUAAGACUUGGAAUUUUCGGAAUACUUUUGUCGGACUUAACACCACACAGAGUUGUCCCGCAAUGAAACACUGCAGUAAUCUUUACUCGCUAUGGAUGAUGGGAACGCUUCCGGUCUCCAAUGACAUCGUACCCAAACUGUUCUGUGAGACGGAGGCAACUGGAUGCUGUAAAAACGUCAACAAUACCACGAUCAAAGUCAGGAAAUGCUCACUAUUACGUGUAUAUUUUCAUCGCAACUCUACAGGCUGUGAUAAGGCCUUUUGUUUUGAAAGACCAGAUGUGGACCAUGCUCCUAUGAGAAAUAGUAGUGUCGCAACAGUGUCACCAAUAAACAUAGGAAAUGAAACUAAUGCAAGUGGUCAAACAUCUUCAGAUCAUAUUCCAGAUUGGUCAAUUUGCCCUAUUGCGAUGUUGAUUGCAGCUAUUAUGUACCUUAUCAUACUUGUAAUAGUAUUUUUAAAGCAGAGGGUUAACCGUAAAAUACAUGUAGUUGAUGACAAAGCUGAGAAAAUCAUUCAGGCACGAAAGAAUCGGAUUGCCAAAUGAAAGAAGUUUCUAUUUUAGAACUAAAGUUGUAAAUGACUUUGUUGCAAAUGCUCCAUACAUUUUUCAUCAUAACAAUGCAAUUUGAUGUGUAUACAAUGUGCCAAAAUGUUUCGUUUGAUGUAUGUGCAAUAUUUGUGCAAUAUGUUCCAAAAAUUUAACAGCGGGAAGCAAGCUGGUCAUUGGCUUAUUUCUUAGAGUAUUUUAUAUAUUGAAUGCAAUUGUUAUACAUGUCGUCAUUAAGUUAAAUAACAAUCUAUGCAGAUAUAAAAAUCCUAACUAUUUAUUUACUAUAUGUUUGUUAUAUGUUUGUUUAUUUAUUUGUUGUUAUCCUUAUCGUUUAGAUAUUGAUAGAUACCACUGUGUUAUAUAAUGAAAUAUGAUGUCAGUGCCAGGUGACACUUUUCUGCAUUUAAGUGAAUGUUUAAAGAAAUAAAAAAGUCAUAAGAUAUGUCAUU